CCCAACACCUUGGUGUUACCAAGGAGGACCGAACGCGUUGACGUCAACACCCGAGGCUGCUAGGGGGUUAGCCAGCGAUGGAUCAACAGGGCUUGGCCGACGGGGCAGGUGAAGGUGAAGGUGAGACGGUGGGAUCUCAUGGUCAGCGUGAAGAAGGCGUCGUUGCGCAGCAUCUACUACACGUGGCGAUUCCGGAGGAGACGGCCUUACCUGAGGAACUCCAGCGACGGGCAGAGAGGUGGCUGUCCGAACUGGGGGACACACAACGGCGCAUGCAGCAGAUAGUCGACGUCUUGUCCUCCGUGGAACGGGCCUGGUUGGUGGUGGAUUGGGGGGGAUCCGCCCUGGCUGCAUGGUUGGAGGACAAGGCCGAUCAACUGGAGACUCUUCUUUGGCAAAUCGUGGAGGACCCGUCUCUCGAGGAUUAUGUAGACUGGCGGCGCGCUGAAGACUUGAUUACCAAUUGUAACACGGUCUACAGUCAGGGGAUAGACUAUGACGAUGCGCUGAAAGAAAGAGCGGUGACUACACCAACAACACAGACGACGAUUCCGACGAGAUCAAUGGCGGCAAAUACUUCGCAAAUGGCGUCAUCGACAGCAUCAUCAUCAGCAUCAAUGACAGCAUCAACACUAGCAUCAACAAUGGAGGCAUCUACAACAAUUUCAACGGGAGGGACACUGUUCAUAUUACUGCCAGUGCUUAUGACGAUGACAUCUGCCAGACAGCCUCUCAAAACCUCAACGGCUAUCUCAAUGGGGCAUGCACUCAUAAUGAACACUCCUGCUACACUGCCCCUAACAACAGCAGUAACCAAUUCCAUGCACGACAGUGGUACAAACGCAGGGAGUGUGACUUCGGGUGUGCUUGGCAACAACAACAACAACAACAACAACAACAACAACAACAACUACAACAACAACAACAACAACAACCUCGACGACAAUAACGACAACAACAAUCGGGAG
Molecule: messenger RNA, 968 nt
Organism: Chara braunii
Lineage: Eukaryota; Viridiplantae; Streptophyta; Charophyceae; Charales; Characeae
Source: the annotation of a GenBank genome assembly